ACGCGCCGUAUACUGUAAUUCUUGACUAAAAGAUGGCAGCAGAAGUACUCCGACUAUCGAUAUUUGCCACUAGCGCGAGACUCUCAUCAGCCAAUCGUGGUGAGUGAUUGUGCGUAAAAAGGAGAAUGGAUGCUUGUAAUGCCGUUGAAAGAGAGGUUGACAAGGUUUUAUCGAAGUUUGGUGGAAUACGUGAACAUGCAGAACGCGUUUUGCGAGAUGUCAUAAACAUUGUCGAUGAGUUGAAGAAAGGUUUGGAAGAAGGUCCAUCAGAUCAUGAGCUGACACCUGCUCAAAUAAUUAUCCUGAAACAGUCCAUCAACAAAGUAAAAGAAACAGUACAAAGACUUGCUACAGAUCAUAGAGAUUUGCAUAGUACUGUGUCUAAAGUAGGCAAGGCGAUUGAUAGGAAUUUUGUGUCAGACUUUGCAUCUACCAGUAGGGAGGAUGUAUUUUCUACUCCAGAAAAAAUUCAUCUUCUAAAUCAAGUAAUAUGUCAACACUUUUAUCGGCAGGGAAUGCUGGAUAUAGCAGAUGAAUUGGCCCUUGAGGCUGGCCUAGAAAUUGAAGCUAGUGGCAAGGAACCCUUCUCUGAACUGAAUAGGAUCCUUGAUAGCCUGAAGGUGCAUGAUCUUGGACCUGCCCUGGAAUGGGCUCAGGCCCAUCGAGAGAGCCUUGAGGCACAGAACUCUUGCCUGGAAUUUAAACUUCAUCGUUUAAGAUUCAUUGACCUGAUUCAGAGAGGUCCUCUGGGACAAACAGAGGCAAUACUCUAUGCACGCACACAUUUUCAUCAGUUCAUUAAUCGCCAUGAGAAAGAGAUUCAAAUCCUUAUGGGGAUGUUCCUGUACCUUCCACAUGGCAUAAGCAAUUCUCCGUACCGCCAUCUGCUGGAUCCCAACCUCUGGGCAGAAAUUCACGAUGUGUUUACACGUGAUGCGUGUGCACUAUUAGGUCUAAGUGUGGACAGUCCUCUCUCUGUAUGCAUCAAUGCAGGCUGCACAGCUCUUCCAGCUCUCCUUAACAUCAAGCAGGUGAUGCAGCAACGGCAAGUGACAGGGAUAUGGAAUGGCAAGGAUGAAUUACCAAUUGAAAUUGACCUGGGACAAGAUAGCCGCUACCACUCAGUGUUUGCUUGCCCUAUUCUCCGGCAGCAGUCUUCUGAAAACAACCCUCCAAUGCGUCUUGUGUGUGGCCAUGUUAUUUCUCGAGAUGCUCUUAACAAAUUGAGCAGUGGUAGCAAGUUGAAGUGUCCAUACUGCCCAGUUGAGCAGAACCCUUCAGAUGCCCGUCUCAUCUUCUUCUAGUUACUACAGUGUUAUUGUACUUUUAUUGGUUAUGUAUGUUUUAGAAGCACAGUGCCUCACAUUGACUCAAGUUUUAUUUCUUGGGAGAGGUUCUCAUGGCUGCACUGUAGAUGGGGUUGGUCAGUGAUCGGUUUUCCAAACUUCCUAAUUCUGCAGGUGACUGCUUAUCUGUGUGCAGACAUUGUAAAUAGUUUUUCGUUCUCUUUUACAAAGAUUGAUCAAAUCGUUUUGAUAAAGUGCUAUCAUUUUCGUUAUACUUGCUACAUUUCGUUGCACCAUAAACUGUUGCAAAAUAGCAUGCUGAUUGCAAGUGUUAGCGCUGAACUGUGAAGAAGUUUCUCAUUUUCUCUUUAUUCUCUUCAUGAAGCUGUCAUGGAUAAAAUCUGUUUCAAAGUUGUCUGUUGGUGUUUUAUACUUGGGAACUACGACGAAUGUAAAAAAUGCUUAUAUUGAAUAAUGUAACAAACUUUUCUAUUUCUUGUGUAAAGAUAUUUUAAGUAAGACAAACAGUGAAGUACAUACAUUAUGCUUACCAUUCAAUCUAAUGUCCUUCUAAGAAACUGGGAUUGAUAUCUCAUGUUCCAUUGUAGGUCAUCAGGUGCCUGUUAACUAGUCUUGUGAAUUUACUGGAGUGAAUGUACUUGAGUUAAAUUUGGCUUUCCAAAGCCUGAUUAUGUCACUGUGUAGUUGGAUGAAUUUGAAGGAACAAGAAUUUAUGAUAGAAAGCAAGAAUAUAUAGCUCAGUGAUUGUCAGAUCUUGUAGUGUAAGCCAUGUCUGCUAUCAUGGGUGAACAUUUUCUUCCAAGAGAAAAUAGUGUUUGUGAAUAUAUUGCUGAAACGUUUUUUAUUAGAAAGUUAUUGCUUCAAUGUGUUUUCAUAAUCAGUGAUACGGGUAUCGCUUUUAUUAAAAUUAUCGAACAGAGGUCAGAUCAGAUGCCCAUUCUUGCAAAAUAAAAACAGCUGUCUUUUUCGACCAGAAACACAUUUCAAGCUGUUAGACCUUAUUACUUGUAUCAAAAGUUAGCUAAUGCAUUGUGGAGUAGAUGGCAGCACUUACAUCAACUUUCUGUUUACAUAUUAUUCCAAUUUCAUAUUUGUAAUAUUUGCUUCCACAAUUUUUCAUAAAGAACAGGAUUCUUGACAUUUUAUUUACUCCUUUCCAAUGUACUAGAGAUUUCUCUUUUCAUUGAUAUUUUUGGUUUCAUUUUGUGAUCUUUCCAACUAAGCUUGGGAUCUUGAAUCUCCCGUGGUUGUUGGUGUAAAACCAUGUAUAUAGAUUAGUUUUGUACAAUUGUGGUAAUGCUAUUAGUUAUGUUAAUAAGGUUAAUGAUUUUUUACAAUAUGUAGAAUAAACUGUAUCUAAACAUCUACUUCAUGUGCGUAAAAAAAGCUGUCCUUUGAUAGAAUUAAAAAUUCAUUACAGAAUAGUCUAUUGAUGAUAAUCAGCCAGUCCCUUAACAUUUGUUUAUCCCUAUCCUCAUGAAUUUACAGAAAUUUGCAUGCCACACAAACUAAUAGAGUAAAGAGAAUUACCAAGGAGAUAACAUUGAUGAAAUUCAAUACUGUUUCAACCCAGAGGAAUGGUUCAUGUAUAUUGAGCAAGCUUCAUAUUCAAAAUAUAAGCUAAAAUUAAAAAUUAAUUUGUGCUAUUGUAAUCACAAAUGCUGUAAAGAAACCCUCUUAAAUUUAAAAAUUUGGUGC
Gryllus bimaculatus (two-spotted cricket) is the source of this 3005-nucleotide messenger RNA. The record is from the annotation of a GenBank genome assembly. NCBI's taxonomy places the organism in Eukaryota, Metazoa, Arthropoda, Insecta, Orthoptera, Gryllidae.